This is a messenger RNA of Acipenser ruthenus (sterlet), 4125 nucleotides long. Its product is annotated as proton-coupled zinc antiporter SLC30A9, mitochondrial-like. The record is from RefSeq and is a predicted model, not a curated record. NCBI's taxonomy places the organism in Eukaryota, Metazoa, Chordata, Actinopteri, Acipenseriformes, Acipenseridae. The transcript is spliced from 19 exons. Gene Ontology annotation, molecular function: monoatomic cation transmembrane transporter activity. Bases 161 to 1873 code for a protein of 570 amino acids. Gene Ontology annotation, cellular component: nucleus; membrane. Gene Ontology annotation, biological process: positive regulation of transcription by RNA polymerase II; zinc ion transport; transmembrane transport.
UAAAGUUGUACUAAUGUCGAAAAUCUCGCGAGGUUUUCGACAUUAUCUGGCAGUCUGCGGCAUUGAUGGAAGUGCAGUUGAGUUGUUUGGUGGUAAAGAUGCUUGAGUUAUGAACAUCUUACAGACAGGAUCAACCAGUGCCCUCUAAAGAUUAGACAGGAUGUUUCAGGGUCUGGCCCAGAGACCAUGGCAUGCACUCUGUAGAUUCUAUUUGCAGCAUCAUGCAACUCGAGUCUGCCAGCCUUGCUGUGGGUGGAAAGAUAGCAGGACUACCAGAAGCCUCUGGUAUAGUUUGCCAGCCAGCUAUAUUCCUGGUACAGCAACAACAACCCAAAUCCAUUUUUACUCUUCUACCAGUGGAGAGAAGGAUGGGCCAGAUAAAACAAGUACCACGGCAUCACCAGACAAGGCAUCUGCCUCCCAGCCUAAACCUGAAGCUACUACUGCACAUGGUCCCUCAGCUACUGGCCAGUCUGCUUCUGAGUCAAUCCAUGUGAAAGUGAGAGCUGUGUUGAAGAAGAGGGACUAUGGCUCCAAAUACACAAAGAAUAACUUCAUCACAGUAGUCAGAGCCAUGAAUGAAUUUUGUCUCAAACCCAGUGAUCUGGAACAGCUACGGAAGAUCCGUAGAAGGAGCCCGCACGAUGACACAGAGGCUUUUACAGUGUUUCUGCGCUCUGAUGUGGAAGCCAAAGCACUGGAGGUGUGGGGGAGCCAUGAGGCUCUUGGCAGAGAAUGCAAGCUGAGGAAAGAAGUGGAACAAGAGUAUAAAGAAAAUUUAUUUCAAAAUCAGAAGCUGCUAAAGGAGUACAAGGAUUUUUUAGGCAACACUAAGCCUCGUUCUGGCAAGAGGUUAACAUUUUCACAAGGACCUGGGAAGGUUGUGAUGGUGGCUAUAUGCAUCAAUGGACUGAACUUUUUCUUUAAGUUGCUUGCUUGGGUUUACACUGGUUCAGCCAGCAUGUUCUCAGAAGCCAUUCACUCACUAGCAGAUACCUGUAACCAGGCAUUGCUUGCAGUGGGUAUCAGUCAGUCUGUCAAGAACCCGGACCCUGGCCAUCCGUAUGGUUUUUCAAACAUGCGCUACAUUGCAUCCCUCAUAAGUGGUGUUGGGAUCUUCAUGAUGGGAGCCGGCCUUUCAUGGUACCAUGGGAUUAUAGGCCUAAUGAACCCUCAGCCUAUUGAAUCUCUACUUUGGGCUUAUUGCAUUCUAGCUGGGUCACUGGUCUCAGAAGGAGCAACACUUUUAGUGGCGAUCAAUGAAAUCAAGAAAAAUGCUGGAAUCAGAGGAGUCUCAUUUUAUGAAUAUGUUAUGCAGAGUCAUGACCCCAGUACAAAUGUAGUGCUGCUGGAGGACACUGCAGCUGUGCUAGGAGUGAUAAUAGCUGCUAGCUGUAUGGGGCUGACUUCUCUAACAGGGAACCCCUACUAUGAUAGCCUGGGAUCUCUGGGUGUGGGAACACUUCUAGGAGCAGUGUCUACAUUCCUAAUAUACACCAAUACUGAGGCAUUGCUGGGAAGAUCCAUCCAGCCAGAGCAGGUUCAGAAGCUGACAGAGUUCCUGGAGAACGACCCUGCUGUAAGGGCUAUUCAUGAUGUAAAGGCUACAGACAUCGGGUUGAGCAAAGUGCGCUUCAAGGCAGAGGUAGACUUUGAUGGGCGAGUUGUAACGAGGUCCUACCUAGAGAAGCAAGACAUUGAACAGAUAUUAAAUGAAAUUCAGCAGGUUAAAACUCCAGAGGAGUUGGAAAACUUCAUGCUGAAGCACGGAGAGAAUAUUAUCGACACCCUGGGGGCUGAAGUAGACAGACUUGAGAAGGAACUUAAGCAACGUAAUCCUGAUGUCCGACACGUAGAUCUGGAGAUCCUUUAAUCUGCUCUGGAGCAGCUGAAUACAACCUCAACCUCUGGAGCUACCAGGACUUUAGGGAUACAGAAACUCACUCUGACGGCAGUGCGGCACUAAAGACUUGAAUGCUACUUGUUAUAAGCAAGUCUUAGGAUGUUAGAAGGACAUACCCUGUAGCUUGUUCCUGAGUUUUACAUCUUCUACCAUGUACUGAAAACACUAGACCUUGUUCCCCUGGUGUUAAUACUUGUUGAUGUUGAUUUGUGCAUUACUUGCCCUUCUAUUUAAUGUCGAAAACCGACGGAGAGACACUCUGGAGAUAAUAUAGGAUGCACAAAAGAAAUCUGUGUCCAGUAAGAAUCAAACUUAAGUAUAAACAAUGGAGGCAAAAAGGCAAGGGGAGUUUUAACCUCUUGAUGAAGUCCAUUUAAAACUAGUAGUAAUAAAGAUUGAAAAAAUAAGUGGUAAUUGUGCUUUGGUCAACAGGUAUAGCAAGCAGAGGUGAGUCUACCAUAGCAUAUUAAGUAAUGUAAGACUUACUAUUGUAACAUUGAAUUUCUAUCUGUAACAACUGUUAAUAUAUAUUGAGCCUGCGGAGCAGUCAAUGAGAGACUACUUUAAGAUACAAAUAAGACAAAUAUAAAUAUACAUUGCAAUCACGUUUAUCUGCAUUUUAGCAGAUACAGUUCUCAAAUUUCACCAGAGGCUUUCCAUUUAUCUGAUUUACUGGAGUACCACAUGCAUUGUAAAGUUUGUCUCUUUUUGAAGUGUUGGCCCAAAGACUUUUAGUGUUACUGGUUAUAUUUAUAAAUUCACACACAAAUAAUAAAAUAGAAAUAUUUUUUUAUUAUUUUUUUUGCCCAGUGUAGCAUUAUUUCCUACUUUUUUCCCUAUUUAUUAAAAGUAACCUUUUUAGUUUUAAUUGAUAUUUGAAUUUCAGGUGGUGACAUUUUUGGGACAAAAGAAAUGUCUGUAAAAUAUUUAAAAUUAAAUGAAAGUGUUUUUUUUUUUUUUUAAAGGAGAGCAUUUUUAUUUUAAAGCAAUUUGUUUUUCUUUUUUUCAAUUUGUUGUUUAUAAAUAUGCUGAAAAUAAUGGGUUGUUUUAUUCCAAGUUAGUCGUCCUGAUGACUUGCGUAUUUAUUCACAUUAGUUGAGUGCUGAGGUGUUGUGCAUAUAUCAAUCAUGUUUUAAUCGUCCCAGUGUAUGCCCUGAACUAAUACAGCUCAAAUUUUAAUUCUAGCAGUCUUUUACAUUUCCAUUGAUCAAAUCAGACAAUGCAAACAGACGUUUAGGGGUUUCUGUAUCCUAGGACGGCGAUUUAUUUAAGAUAUUAUUGCUAGUUUCAGAUCUCCCUUUUUUUUUUUUUUUUUUUUUUAAUAUAUAAAAGAAAGACCAAUGUGUAAAAGUGGUUUAUUUGUCUUCUCCUAUUGAACCCUUAAUUAUAUGAUGGAGUGUAUAGGUAUAUUCUAAUAAUUGACUAAAAUAAAAAAUUAAGUAUUUAUAAAUGUAUUCGUUUCCAGAUUAAUUAUACAUUUUUCAGACAAUCAUGUUGAUUUUUAUCCCUGUAUGGCCCCUUGAGAUGGAACUUCCUUUAUUCAUGAAUGAAUUAAUUCAUUUGAAAUCAUGCAUCUAAAAUCAAAUCACUUUUUGAUAUUAGGAAUAGUUUACAUAUGGUAAUAGGAUUCUUUUAAGUGUUGCAAGAACACAUACUGGUACUUAAACUAGGAGAGUACCAAUAUUUCAGUGCUUAUUCCAUCUUUAUGGGGGCAAGAAAAAGCACAUUCAUGUUUUCCAGUGGAAUUUUCCAGUAUGCCAGAAAUGACUGAUUCUAGCCUUGGGUAAAUAAGGACUACUUAAGGUAAUGGAUCUAGGUCUGCGGUACCAUUUCUUUGAAAAAUAUUCUUUCCAAGUAUUGGUGCCAGCAGACUUGGUAUUGUUGUACAGUGUUGAUGACAAGAAUACAUAUGUGGCUGUUUUAUAAUGCUGGUACAAACCUAUCAUUAUACAAUGAUCAUGUACUGUGAUUACUUUUGAAUUAUCUGAUAAUGCUAUAGAUGCUGUUGUCUAACUUUUCUAACACAAUUUAGAAGUCAGGACAUGGAAAAGGGCUAAAAUAAUUAAAGAAAUGGCCACACGGCCACCAAAAAGAUGACAUCUACAGUGCAUUUAAGUCUCCGUACUGUGUUUCUGUCAGUAAAAAUAUGUACAUCGGCAGUGUCUUGCCAAGUGAUUUAAGGGGUGUCCGAUCAAUUGAAUAUAUCCCUUUGUGCUUAAAAA